CUCGCCCCAUUGUUUAACAAAUUCGGAUGUUAAUUUUAUCGGGGAAAUAUUGAAUUAAAUUCGCCGUUUUUGUUAAUGAAAUUAUGCAAUUAUAGUGAGUAGACGGUCGUCGGUUUCCUUUACAGUGAAUAAGUUUGGUCUGCUGAAAGUUCAAAAUGGGCAAAACUUAUUGUCAAGCCUGCAAGAAAAAGUGCUCGGGCGAAGUGCUGAGGGUCCAAGACAAAUAUUUCCACACUUCCUGCUUCAAGUGCAAAGCCUGCGGUUCUUCGUUGGCCCAGGGCGGAUUUUUCAGUAAAGAUGGUGCCUAUUACUGUACUGCCGAUUACCAAAGAAAUUUCGGUACUAAAUGCGCUGCUUGUGGAGAUUAUGUCGAAGGAGAAGUUGUUACUGCUUUGGGCAAAACUUACCAUCAAAAGUGUUUUACUUGUGCCAGGUGUAGGCAACCGUUUCCAUCAGGCGAAAAAGUUACCUAUACUGGUAAGGAAGUGCUUUGUCAAAAAUGUGUUCAGAUUCCUGUAAGAGAUGCUACACCUAAAACUAGUCCUUCAACGAUUAGUCCUUUGCCCAAUGAAUGUGCUGGUUGCCGGGAAGACUUGAAAGAAGGUCAAGUUUUGGUGGCACUAGACAAAAGCUGGCACAUUUGGUGCUUCAAGUGCCACUCGUGCGGCACCGUGCUACAUGGCGAGUACAUGGGCAAAGACGGAGUGCCGUAUUGCGAGCGAGACUACCAGAAACAGUUCGGCGUCAAGUGCGCCUACUGUAAUCGGUUUAUUAGCGGUAAAGUUUUACAGGCUGGCGAUAACCAUCAUUUCCAUCCGACUUGCGCCAGAUGUUCGAAAUGCGGCGAUCCGUUCGGAGAUGGCGAAGAAAUGUAUUUGCAGAGUGGCUCCGUUUGGCACCCGAGAUGCGGCCCGGGACCUCAAACCGAAGACGGUCGAAUCCUGAACGGCCCCGAAAACGGCAACAUCACCGACACCGACGUUAGUACCAAGGAUUUCGAUAGGCAUAGUACUAGUGGUGCUAGCGAAUUGCAAUUUUCAUAUAGGUCACGCACCCCUAGUUUGAAUGGCUCCUUGUAUAGUCCUACAAGCAUGCAUAGAAAGCAUUAUAAUCACAGCACGUACAGGACGCCAUCGCCAGGCCUAAUACUGCGCGAAUACAACAAAUCCGGUACCCUAGCCGACGACAUUUCUAGGAUUUACACGUAUAGCUACCUGACAGACGAACCGUCUUUAGGAUACCUAAAAAAACCCAUCGACCCUUAUGAUAGAGCCCCAAUUUCGCCCCACUUCCAUCGACCAACAUCACAAACUUCUCUAAGAUCCUCCACUGGAGCGGGAGGUAAAAGAUACGGUUCCCGCUCUGCCAUGAAGGUUCUUGUUGAUUCAAUUAGAACCGAAACUCCUCGGCCAAAGUCUCCUCACAUGAACAAUGAAGAACCAAUCGAAUUGAGUCAUUAUCCUGGUGCCAAGCCUCCACUACCUGGCGAACCUCUUAAAAUCGAAAGGGAUGAUUUUCCUGCGCCGCCUUAUCCUUACACUGAUCCAGAGCGCAGAAAAAGAUGGUCAGAUUCUUACAAAGGAGUACCCGAUUCCGAUGACGAUGAAGUAGACGGUAAGUUAGCGAAAGAGGUUGAAGAUGUCAAGCUGAAAAAAGAAGAAGAAGAGCUCAGUAAAAUGGGCAGUGGAAUUGGAAAGGUGUUUUUGAAAAACGUUAAAGAGAGGGAAAAGUUUAAGCAGUGGAAAGCAGUCAAUUUGGAUCCAAGAAAUGCUUCAAGGACCCCUUCAGCCAACAAAGAACCAGUUUACAGGCUCCGGUACGAUAACCCUUUAGGCGCCAGCCCUUCUCGUAAUUUGGACCAUUCUCGUCCUUUUGAUGAAGACGAAUAUGACAGGUCUUUCAGUUGUCGUUCUUCAUCGAUGAGCCGUCCUAGUGGAUGGAAUUAUAAUGUAGUGUCCUCACUUAGAAUGGUACCAAAACCCGGUUACGGAUUGAAAGCCAAUACCUUGCCAAGUGGAAACGGAUAUGGCGACUAUACAUAUACCGGAAUGGGUGUAAAAACCCACAGCACCGAUUUUAGUUCCGGAAAAUCAGACAUUUCCACCGGAUCCAUCACGGAUGUCGAAACGCGAAUGCACUCGGAAAUGGGUCCAGUGUCGUACGCGGUGGGCCGUUACGGGGGGGUCCAGAGAGGGUACGGGGGGUCUCAGGUGAGACGCAGCUUGCCCAACAUGGCCCAUCAAAUGCUGAUCAACGAACCGGCCAAGAUUUACCCUUACCAUCUGCUGGUCAUUACCAAUUAUCGGCUGCCGGCCGAUGCUGAUAGAUUAAACUUGGAGCGUCACUUGUCAGACCAAGAAUUCGAAGCGCUAUUUCAAUUGGCCAGAUCCGACUUUUACAGGUUACCGCAAUGGCGCCGAAACGAAAUAAAACGUAGAGCGAGGCUUUUCUAAUCUAAUAAUUAUUGGUUAUUAUUUUUGGUUAAGGUGUAGCUUAAAGAAAAAAAAAUAUAAUAUAAAACUUCUCUCUUAUUUAAGUAGAAUUACCAAUUGGGAGCUAUAUAUGUAUAUUUUGUUUAGUAAUAGAAGCUUUAAAAAAAAUUGCAGCUGCUUCAUAUAAAGACAAUAAAAAGUGUGUAGGUACAGGGUGUUAAGUUAUAAAGUAUGUAACUUUUCCCUUGUAACUUUUUUAUUUAUUUUUGAUCAUACAUAAAAAAGUUACAGGGGGUGGUACUUUAUAAUUUGACACCAGGUACAUCUUCAAAUAUAAAAUAAUAACUGCACUGCCCUAAGGACACCUUUUUUUUUUCGCUUAUAACGCUGUACAUUUUAUAGAAACAAAUUUAUACAAUUAAUAAUUGAACACCUCAAUGUGUCUUCUGUAACACUUUUGCAUUUAUAGUAUAAUAGGUUAUUGAUUAGGGGGGUGCUGCAGCUACAAUGAUGAUUAUUAUUUUUUUGAAGCCCAUAAUUAAGUUCCUCCAUUUUUCGAUGUUUUUACUAAUUUAUGACAAUUCCAAAAUUAUUUGAAUAAUGAUAAGACAGCUAUUAUAAUGUAUCUAUUUGAAAAAAAAAAAACAAAAUACUUUAAAAUAGAUAUUUUUCUAGGUCAUAAGUUUAAAGUAGUUAGGUUAUUAUUAUGAAGAAAAAAAAAAAUGCUUUAUAGAAUGCUUUACUUGGGCUAGUCUGAAUUUUGGAAGCUUUAAAGCUCAAAACAUGUUCAAUUGAUAUUUAAAGUUUUGGCUUUAAAGUAACUUAGCGCAAUUCACAUAGAGGCUUAUAUUUUUAUAUCUUUUUGAAACUGGAGCUCGUAAUAGUCUAUGGUAUAAAGGUAUGUUCUCACAAAUCAAUAAUUUUUCUUGGUCCACCUAAAUUAAAAAAUUUGUACUCUAAAGAAUAAUUCAAUGAUCUUUCAAACAGUCGAUAGACAUGAAAUUUUGGGUUUUGUGUCCAUAGAAUCAUGACUGAAGGCUUUAGAAUCUUCAAACUCUUCAGUGUAAGUCUUGGACUAUAAUUAUUCAUUCAAAUUCAAUUUUUUACUAAGACCUUGUACAAACAACAGCUAUUGAAAAAAUGCCUCAAGAAAAAUCGAUUGGUGAGAAAUUACCACAGGAAAAUAUUGUGAAUCAAAAAAAAAAAAAUCUCCUUGGGUUAUACCAAAGUAACUGUGGUUAUACUUUUUCUGUGUUGCAGAAUAUUCUUUUUGAAACUUCCACUCAAAUUUCUUUUUGAAUAGUAAAAAUGGCAAUAUUGCAUUUCUAACCAAUCUGGUAUUUGUUUGCUCUUUAAAGGUGUAAAAAUUUGUUCUAUUUAUGUAUUUUUAUUUCAUCAUGUUUAGAGUGCGACAUAUUUGUUGAUAUUUAUAUGCAAUAACAAUUAUUUCAAGUAAAUUGUAAUUUGUGUUUCUAUUAUACCUGUAAUUUGAUAAUAAUUCUAAUCUAGAUUGACCAAAAUGUUAAAUGUUAAAAUCUCGACAUGGAAAAAUUUGAAAUUCCAACAUCUUUGAAGGAAGGUAUAUCCCAUUCACAAUCCAUAGUCCAAAGGUGAAGGUAAAUUUAUCACCUUUCCCUAUCAAAAACGACGGACAAUAGGUAUUGCUCUGCGACAGUAGGUAAUCUGAAAUUUUCAGAAUAUCAUAUUCUAGCGAUUCUAAAGAUAAAAUCCAGCUGAAGAAAAAAAGGAAAUUUUAUUCAUUUUUCAAAGUUACAAAAUACUAGAAAAUUCUAAACAAACUUAUCAGUUAAGUAAGUAUAAGUAC
Molecule: messenger RNA, 4257 nt
Organism: Ceutorhynchus assimilis (cabbage seed weevil)
Lineage: Eukaryota; Metazoa; Arthropoda; Insecta; Coleoptera; Curculionidae
Source: the annotation of a GenBank genome assembly